AUGUGCAUUUUCUCGUCAUGCGGACAGAUUGUAUUCGGUUGCAUUAUGCUUCUUUGUCUUGCUUUGACCGGGACAGCUACGUUCUAUGGAAGCAGUGGGAGAUUGAUUUCCUGGGAUUGUGUCACCGACUAUCGACAAUGUGACCCAUUUGAAACUAGAUAUAUAGACGAAAUGAGGGUGGUAGCUACAUUCAUGUGUCUGGCGCUGAUAUCGGAAAUUGCUUGUCUUAUCUGGAAUUUCGUUACUUUCUGUGCUUGCUGCUGGAAACAGUAUAUCAUCCAUCCAUUGAUCCUACUCUCUUUUUUCACGAUAACAUUUUUGCUCGUUGCUGUCAUAGCCUACGCUGUAUCUUAUAAAGGAAACACUGGAUACUACACAUACGAUACGGAUGAAUACGGUUUUGCAUUCUGGUUAGCGGUAUCGGCGUUGAUUUUAGCAGGCGUCGAUGUGGCCGUCGCCAGCGUAACAGUGUGCCUGGGAGAGAGAGGACUAUAA
Messenger RNA from Necator americanus (New World hookworm), 495 nucleotides. RefSeq lists its product as uncharacterized. NCBI's taxonomy places the organism in Eukaryota, Metazoa, Nematoda, Chromadorea, Rhabditida, Ancylostomatidae. The transcript has 5 exons. The record is from RefSeq and is a predicted model, not a curated record. Bases 1 to 495 code for a protein of 164 amino acids.